Messenger RNA from Cylicostephanus goldi, 597 nucleotides. Lineage: Eukaryota; Metazoa; Nematoda; Chromadorea; Rhabditida; Strongylidae. The record is from the annotation of a GenBank genome assembly.
UUGCCAAUACAAAGUUCUUGCAGAUGCGAAGGUGGUUAUCCUCUCCAAGCUUGGAAAUACUGGGUCAGAACCGGAAUCGUAACCGGCAGCAACUACACCAUGAAGAUUUUUUUGUUGAAGGCUGGUUGCAAGCCAUAUCCAUUCGCCCCAUGUGAACAUCAUGACAACGCCACUCGCUUCCAGCCUUGCCCUGCUGACAUUUACCCCACGAACAAGUGCGAGCACACAUGCCAAGCUGGUUAUCAAGUUAGCUACACCAACGAUAAACAUUUCGGAUCUACCGCCUAUGCCGUUUCGAAGAAGGUCGCGGACAUUCAGAAAGAAAUCAUGACCAAUGGACCAGUUGAGGUCUCGUUCACCGUAUACGAAGACUUUGAGCACUAUACUGGUGGCAUUUAUGUGCACACCGCCGGCAAAGAACUUGGAGGACAUGCAGUCAAGAUGAUCGGGUGGGGAACUGAGAACGGUACACCAUAUUGGAUCAUUGCCAACUCAUGGAACUCAGACUGGGGAGAGAAUGGUUUCUUCCGCAUCGUCCGCGGUUUGAACGAGUGCGGUAUCGAGUCUGGAGUCGUAGCUGGAGAACCCAAACUCUAA